GCCCCUGACACAGCCUACCCUAACGGGCCCCACCCUGACAGAGCCUACCCUAACGGGCCCCACCCUGAGAGAGCCUACCCUAACGGGCCCCACCCUGACACAGUCUACCCUAACGGGCCCCACCCUGACACAGCCUACCCUAACGGGCCCCGCCCUGACACAGCCUACCCUAACGGGCCCCGCCCUGACACAGCCUACCCUAACGGGCCCCGCCCUGACACAGCCUACCCUAACGGGCCCCGCCCUGACAGAGCCUACCCUAACGGGCCCCGCCCUGACACAGCCUACCCUAACGGGCCCCGCCCUGACACAGCCUACCCUAACGGGCCCCGCCCUGACACAGCCUACUCUAACGCCUACCCUAACGGGCCCCGCCCUGACACAGCCUACCCUAACGGGCCCCGCCCUGACACAGCCUACCCUAACGGGCCCCGCCCUGACACAGCCUACCCUAACGGGCCCCGCCCUGACACAGCCUACCCUAACGGGCCCCGCCCUGACACAGCCUACCCUAACGGGCCCCGCCCUGACACAGCCUACCCUAACGGGCCCCGCCCUGACACAGCCUACCCUAACGGGCCCCGCCCUGACACAGCCUACCCUAACGGGCCCCGCCCUGACACAGCCUACCCUAACGGGCCCCGCCCUGACACAGCCUACCCUAACGGGCCCCGCCCUGACACAGCCUACCCUAACGGGCCCCGCCCUGACACAGCCUACCCUAACGGGCCCCGCCCUGACACAGCCUACCCUAACGGGCCCCGCCCUGACACAGCCUACCCUAACGGGCCCCGCCCUGACACAGCCUACCCUAACGGGCCCCGCCCUGACACAGCCUACCCUAACGGGCCCCGCCCUGACACAGUCUACCCUAACGGGCCCCGCCCUGACACAGCCUACCCUAACGGGCUCCGCCCUGACACAGCCUACCCUAACGGGCCCCGCCCUGACAGAGCCUACCCUAACGGGCCCCGCCCUGACACAGCCUACCCUAACGGGCCCCGCCCUGACACAGCCUACCCUAACGGGCCCCGCCCUGACACAGCCUACCCUAACGGGCCCCGCCCUGACACAGCCUAUCCUAACGGGCCCCGCCCUGACACAGCCUACCCUAACGGGCCCCGCCCUGACACAGCCUACCCUAACGGGCCCCGCCCUGACAGAGCCUACCCUAACGGGCCCCGCCCUGACACAGCCUACCCUAACGGGCCCCGCCCUGACACAGCCUACCCUAACGGGCCCCGCCCUGACACAGCCUACCCUAACGGGCUCCGCCCUGACACAGCCUACCCUAACGGGCCCCGCCCUGACAGAGCCUACCCUAACGGGCCCCGCCCUGACAGAGCCUACCCUAACGGGCCCCGCCCUGACACAGCCUACCCUAACGGGCCCCGCCCUGACACAGCCUACCCUAACGGGCCCCGCCCUGACACAGCCUACCCUAACGGGCCCCACCCUGACAGAGCCUACCCUAACGGGCCCCACCCUGACAGAGCCUACCCUAACGGGCCCCACCCUGACAGAGCCUACCCUAACGGGCCCCGCGUCUCAACCAACAGUCAAUAUAGGCUGAAGAUCCCAAGCAGGGCUACAGCAACUUACAGAGAGGGUCAGCCUCUCGGGCUUCAUGGUUUGGGUGUCCUCGGCACCCCCGAGGGGCCCCCGUGUUGA
Molecule: messenger RNA, 1671 nt
Organism: Salvelinus namaycush (lake trout)
Lineage: Eukaryota; Metazoa; Chordata; Actinopteri; Salmoniformes; Salmonidae
Product: basic proline-rich protein-like
Exons: 2
Source: RefSeq, a predicted model, not a curated record